Theobroma umbraticum is the source of this 3540-nucleotide messenger RNA. Its product is annotated as Di-glucose binding protein with Kinesin motor domain-containing protein. Gene Ontology annotation, biological process: microtubule-based movement. Gene Ontology annotation, cellular component: microtubule cytoskeleton. NCBI's taxonomy places the organism in Eukaryota, Viridiplantae, Streptophyta, Magnoliopsida, Malvales, Malvaceae. The record is from RefSeq and is a predicted model, not a curated record. Gene Ontology annotation, molecular function: microtubule binding; microtubule motor activity; ATP binding.
CAAACGCAUCCAAUUUUUUCACUUCUUGUCCUCUUCUUCUUGUUCUUACACACUUCCACCAAGAAUCCGAGAAAAUUCUCAAGUAUUUUCUCAGCAACCAAACACUUGAUUUCCCAAUGGAUGAUUCCCAAUUAAACGCUUUCCUUCAAAACCCAGACACCCUUUUCGCCAAUCCCUCUAUUCCUAGGGUUUUUGACUGGGAAAAGAAUGACAUGGCCUUGAAUCAAGAUAAACCUAGUUCUGCCAUGGACGAAGAUGAAGAAGAAUCUUCGGUAGAUUCAAUGCUUUGUGACUCUAAUUCAAGGCUAAUCCCAUUUGGGUUUUCCAAAUCUAAUUGCACAGAUGAAGUUAUGAUGUUUAUAAAUGCUGGAGGUGAGGCUUUGAAUGAAGCAGAUUCCAGAAUGAAAUUUCUGGGGGAUAGUUACUUUGAAGGAGGAAAUGUUAUGCAGACAAAUGAGCAUAUAACUCAGGCUGGAGAUUGUCCAUUCAUUUAUCAGUCAGCGAGAUUCGGGAACUUCUGCUACCGAUUCAAUAAUUUUCCUCCUGGAGACUAUUUUGUUGAUCUUCAUUUUGCAGAGAUCAUAAAUACUAAUGGACCUAAAGGAAUGAGGGUAUUCAAUGUCUAUAUGCAGGAAGAGAAGGUACUAUCAGAUUUUGAUAUCUUCUCUGUUGUUGGAGCCAAUAAGCCUUUGCAAGUUGUUGAUUUGAGGGUCUCAGUGAAGGGGGAUGGGCUAAUUGCAUUGAGGUUUGAAGGAGUUAUUGGAGGCCCAAUUGUUUGCGGGAUUUGUGUCAGGAGAGCACAAAAUAUUCCAGAUCCUCAGGCGUCGCAAGAAUACCUUAAGUGCAACAACUGUGCUGCUGAUAUAGAAGUUUCCUCAGCUCAGAAGAAACUUAUGAGAACAAAAGUUACAGAUAAAUAUGAGAAGAAGAUACAAGAGCUCACUACACAGUGCCAGCUUAAGACACAUGAAUGCCAUGAGGCAUGGAUGUCAUUGACUUCUGCAAAUGAGCAGCUGGAGAAGGUUAGGAUGGAGCUUGACAACAAGAUCUUCCAAACUCGCACACUAGAUGAAACUGUGGGGAAACAAGCCGAAAAUUUGAAAAAUAUUACUAGCAGGUACGAGCAUGAUAAGAAGUAUUGGGCCGCAGCAGUCAAUGAUUUGCAAGAGAAAAUAAUGAUAAUGAAAAAUGAACAUGCUCAGCUCUCGCUUGAUGCACAUGCCUGUGCUGAGUCAAUACCCGAGUUGAAUAAAAUGGUCACUGGCGUUCAGGCAUUGGUUGCGCAGAGUGAGGAUCUCAAACUGAAGUACAGUGAGGAGCAAGCAAAGCGAAAGGAGCUCUAUAAUCAAAUUCAGGAAACAAAAGGUAAUAUCAGAGUCUUUUGCCGGUGCCGCCCACUAGGUAAAGAGGAGAUAUCGGCUGGUUGUGCUCUAGUUGUAGAUUUUGAUGCAGCAAAAGAUGGAGACCUUGGAAUUCUGACAGGUGGUUCCACCAAAAAGACAUUCAAGUUCGACCGAGUUUACACACCAAAAGACAAUCAAGUUGAUGUUUUUGCGGAUGCCUCGCCAUUGGUGACAUCAGUGCUAGAUGGCUACAAUGUCUGUAUUUUUGCUUACGGGCAAACAGGAACAGGAAAGACGUUCACAAUGGAGGGCACUGACCAGAACAGGGGAGUCAAUUAUAGAACCCUUGAGCAGUUGUUUCAAAUUGCCAAGGAAAGGAGUGAAACUUUUAUGUAUAACAUAUCUGUUAGUGUUCUUGAAGUAUAUAAUGAACAAAUUAGAGACUUGUUAUCUACAUCACCAACAUCAAAGAGAUUGGAGAUAAAGCAAUCUGCUGAAGGGUUCCAUCAUGUUCCAGGCAUCAUAGAAGCCAAGGUUGAUAACAUCAAGGAAGUUUGGAAUGUAUUGCAGAUUGGAAGCAAUUUGAGAGCUGUUGGAUCAACUAAUGUGAAUGAGCAUAGCAGCCGAUCCCACUGCAUACUUCGUAUAAUGGUAAAAUCAAAAAACUUGAUGACUGGUGACUGCACCAAGAGCAAUCUUUGGCUUGUGGAUUUGGCAGGCAGUGAGAGGCUUGCCAAAACUGAUGCACAAGGGGAGCGACUCAAGGAGGCUCAAAACAUCAAUAAGUCCCUUUCGGCUCUUGGGGAUGUAAUAUAUGCAUUAGCAACGAAAAGCAGUCACAUUCCAUACAGGAACUCAAAGUUAACACAUUUACUUCAAGAUUCAUUAGGGGGUGACUCCAAGACUUUGAUGUUUGUGCAAAUUAGCCCUUCGGAGCGGGACUUAAGUGAAACCUUGAGCUCAUUAAAUUUUGCAACUCGAGUUCGAGGGAUUGAGUUGGGUCCUGCUAAGAGGCAAGUUGAUACAAGUGAGCUCCAAAAGAUGAAAACAUUGCUUGACAAAGCAAGGCAGGAAGCUAGAUCCAAAGAUGAGUCUGUAAGGAAACUAGAAGAGAGCUUACAGAACGUAGAGAGUAAGGCCAAAGGUAGAGACCAGGUUUAUAAAACCCAACAAGAAAAGAUCAAAGAACUUGAAUGUCAACUGGAGCUGAAAACUAGCAUGCAGAACCAGUCAGAGGAGCAGGUCUCGCAACUUUCAGAUAGAUUGAAGGGGAGAGAGGAAAUCUGCACCGGUCUUCAACAAAAGGUCAAAGAAUUGGAGACCAAGCUUAAAGAGCGACAACCAUCAGAAUCCGCUAGUUACCAGCAAAAGGUUAACGAUCUUGAGAAUAAGCUGAAAGAGCAAGUGCAAGAAUCCGAGGCCUCUUCACUUGCCCUUCAACUCAAGAUUGAGGAGCUUGAGAGAAAGCUGAAAGAGCAAGAACAAAAACCGGAAUCCAUUUUGCUUCGUCAAAAGAUUAAGGAGCUAGAAGAUAGAUUGAGGGAGCAAGAACAACAAUUGCAAUGUGCACUAGCACGUGACUUUGGUGAUGUGAUGAGGGCCACUCCUAAUGAAGGAAAAUGCAGAAGAGAUGACGAGUUCAUGAGUGAGGCUGAACCUCAUAUCCUAAGGAGUUCAAACUCAACUAGUCGUCCCUUGAGUCAGGGGAAUAAGCAGCCAAGAGUUAGUGAUUCUCUCCAUGAGACAAGAAGGAAAAGGUAUUCUAGAAGUGGAGAAACAGAGAACAACAUGGUGAUAUCUGCUUCUUUGAAUGAUAAAAGAGCUAGAAAAUCUGAUCCACCUAAGAUUGCAAGGGUUGUGAGAACGGCAAAACCAGUUACCGGGCCGGCUCAAGGACCCUUGACUCACAAAAGGAUUAAUAGAGAUCAGGUCCAAGCAGCUAAGGAGAGAGAUACAAAGAAAAAGAUUUGGUCCAGAUAAUAUAACCAAAGAGGUCCACUAAUCUCUUUGUACAUCAUAGCCACACUUAUUUCAGAUGCUUCUUAGGAAUUUUUUUUUUAAAAAAAAUUUCAAGUAAACAGCUAUUUAUAUUACUUCAAAAAUGGAUGUAAAUAUUCUCUCAUAUUACUUAAAAAACAAUCAUCCGAUGGCUUGCCAAUAUGCUUACAUUUAGGGAUGCUUACAUUUAUCAACCAAU